Ananas comosus (pineapple) is the source of this 870-nucleotide messenger RNA. RefSeq lists its product as uncharacterized. The transcript has 3 exons. Bases 322 to 612 code for a protein of 96 amino acids. The record is from RefSeq and is a predicted model, not a curated record. NCBI's taxonomy places the organism in Eukaryota, Viridiplantae, Streptophyta, Magnoliopsida, Poales, Bromeliaceae.
GUCGAACGAACGCAAUCUCUUUCUCUUCCUCUCUCUCCCUAUCCCUCUUCUCUCUCUCUCUCUCCAGCAUCUAAGUGAGGAGAACGGAGAACCCUAGCGAUUUCACUAAAGAAACAGUUGCAUGGGGGAUUCAAUGAAAUUUGAUGGUGGUAUCUUCAAGUUCGUCGGCUCUUACCGCUUUUCAGAAAAGAGCAUUGCAGGUUCUGUUAACAGUUAACAGCAGAUAGCAAGCAGACUCCCAAUUCAGCUGAGCAAAAUAACCCAAAUCAAAACAAGCGCAAGCUGCUAUCUGGUGCAAUACAUAGAAUCCCUCAAACUACAAUGAGUCUAGCAUGUCUAGUGUGCCAUGGCAUGGAGAGCCCUUCACAUUCUUUCAGAAGCCAUUCGGUCUCAAGCUCAGAUGCCGAGGGACGGUGUGCCGCAGCCCUCAGCUGCUUCGCUCAGAAGAUCGCCAUCUCUGGUAACAAUAACGGGGCGGCCAAGGUGGCCCCGUUCCCCGUUAUAGGGAAUGGUCAAGGAGUGACUGGGGCACCUCGCCUUCAACGGAGCCGCGCCGUGUCGCGGGACCUUGUUCGGGACUGGAAUUUCGAUGAAGUUCUCGUGGGGAGGUAGAAAGUUUUUUUUUCUAAUUAUAAGUUAUUCUUUUUAUUCCACUUCCAACUCCAUGCUGUAAGUAUAUAUAUAUAUAAUUUUUAGUUAGAUUUGUACUUUAACAGAGUAUUGGUAGAUUAACUAAAUUAUGAGGAGAUGACUUUGGAAAUCAAGUCUAUUUAGAGAUUGUACAUAGUUUUGAUUGCUGGAUUUAGCUCUCCGGUUUGUUUCUAUUUCUUUUGAUAAAGUUUUCAUAAACUAGCUAAUUAAGUGAUGCAA